CCCUGUUUACUCAGCCCUGUUUACUCAGCCCUGUUUACUCAGCCCUGUUUACUCAGCCCUGUUUACUCAGCCCUGUGUACUCAGACCUGUUUACUCAGCCCUGUUUACUCAACCCUGUUUACUCAGCCCUGUUUACUCAGACCUGUUUACUCAGCCCUGUUUGCUCAGCCCUGUUUACUCAGCCCUGUUUACUCAGCCCUGUUUACUCAGCCCUGUUUAUCCCUAUGCUUUUGCCUUAGUAACCGCGUUUCUUUGCCUGAGACUAAAGCACUACGACGAGCCCUUUAAAAAAACUACGGUUUCGGGAGUUUGUUUGGUUAAUGUUUAAUAAAGAAAUAAAUAAUUUGGUUGUUUUCUGUAAAAAGUUACCAAAUUGUUUGUGUAAAUAUCGUCAGCCAUCUAAUGAGAAAAGCUGUGAUUGGCCUUGCGGUCUCGAUCACACUAAACCACCCAGAAUAUUAUCUCUCAGAGAAUUGUGUUAUUCAUACGCAACUGCCAAAUUGCUUGCCUGAGACAUUUUCUGAUCCUUGAGAAACAAAUCGCAGUACUAUAUCCUGUCUAUCUAGUUUUGUUAACUUUCAUAAACAGAUAAGUGGAUUACCUUACACAACUUGCAUUUUGAUUGCAAGCCAUCCCCCCCCCUUUUUCUACCCUAAUUGACCAAGCUACUCUUUGGAGCUUGUAACUGCGUUUGAAGUUUGCAUUUACGCUGAAUUUAAUGCACCUUUACUUCUAAACAAAAAUAAUUUAUUUUGCACACAAAAGCUCAUAGUUCAAAUCUAUACCAACAAAUGUGAUAUCUACACUAACAAAUGGGAUUUACACUAGCAAAUAAGAUUGACACGUUAAACUAACAAAUGUAAUGGACACUAACUAACAUGUGUGUUGGAGAUGUGUGUAUUUCAGUACGUUCAGUCCUGCAAAUGAGACAACUAUGUUAAAUAUUACUUUUUAAAAUCCGCACUUACUUCCCUUCCCUCUGUAUUUCCCGUAAUGUGCAUCACUUUAAAGGCCUUAGAGAUACGGUAAUUAUUGCUUAUAUUCUUGGCUUUGGAUGAUAAAUAUUUCGUGUUUUUUUUUUCAUUCACUUUGAUGUCAGUCACAUCCGGAUAACGAAUAUAUUUGUGUUGGGAUAGCACUGGAAACACCAGAAUUGUACACUAAGUUUUUUUACACAGCUUAUAUUUAAAUUUGAAAAAAUUGUAUUUGGUAUAUUUUUUUUAGUAGACAGAUAAACUCAAAAAGUAAAAAAGAACACAUUCGACGAAUUGAUAAAGUAACCACUACUGAUGUCCUUUUCAAUGAAAUACUUGACCUCUGCAUACUGUAUACCCACAGUCCUCAGUCUGUAUGAUGUGUUCUGGUUGGG
Lymnaea stagnalis (great pond snail) is the source of this 1369-nucleotide messenger RNA. Lineage: Eukaryota; Metazoa; Mollusca; Gastropoda; Lymnaeidae. The record is from the annotation of a GenBank genome assembly.